GAUCCCGGAAGUGUCUUGUGUUGUUUACAUUCUGCUCUUUGUUCGGUGCGAAAAACGAAAAAUGUCGAAAAAGCGGUCCGAGAGCCGCAGGCUGAAGGCCGCCAUCGAGCAGCAGAUGGCGGCGGCUGCUCAGGAGAUCUUCCGGCUCCUGCAGGACCGCGGCCAGGCGGAGCUGCGGGAGUUGCGGGAGCUGCUGACGGAGCGGCUCUCCGCGGCCGCCGAGCUCAUCCUCAACGCCUUCGAAGCGAGCAGAGCGGCCGCGAGAGGCAUACAAGAGCCCGGCGACAGUCCCAGAACGGAGCGGAGAGAGUUGUGUUUGUCAGUUGGCGUCACGAAUCACUCUGAUGAGAAAUGUCUGAAGGCAGACAACUCGAUAGACAACCGACUGAAGGAGAUUUUGCCUGGCACCUCCUCCAGACCACAGACCACCUCUGAAUUGGACCGCCAGCCGGCCUCUCCAGAUGAUCCAAAUGAAGAUGAAGAAUGUGAGAACGACAAACAGUCGGCUUCUCACUGCUGCAGAGUGUGUGGGAAGUCCUUCGACAGGAAAGGCUUUUUAAUGAAGCAUGUGGAGAAACAUUUGAAAGAGGCCAACUGUCUGUGUGGUCUGUGUGGUGAGGGUUUUGAGUCCAGUGACGACCUGAAGUUGCACCUACAGAUGCACCGCGACACCACCAGGACAUGUGACGUCUGUGGCAAGAAAUUUCCCUCAAUCCGAGCUCAGGAGACACACAGAAGGCUACACACUGGAGAGAAGCCUUUCACCUGCCUCGUCUGUGGGAAAGGCUUCAACCAGAAGGGCAACAUGGUGACGCACAUGAGGAUCCACACGGCAGAGAAGCCAUUCACCUGCAACAUCUGCCAUAAGGAGUUCAGCCAAGGCAGCUCACUUGAGCGACACAUGAAAGCUCAUGAUGGACAGACACCAUUCAGCUGCAGUGUCUGUGGGAAAUGCUUCACAAAAAGUGUUGCGCUGAGGCGACACAUCCGGAGCCAUGGGUCAGAUGAGCAGCCUACCAUCAGUAACCAACACAGGAAACCCAGUCUGACCCCUUCUCACUGCUGCAAGGUCUGCAGCAAUGCUUUUCACAACAAAGGGAACUUUGUGCGGCACGCAGAGACACAUCUAAACCACCCUGAUUGUCUAUGUGGCAUCUGUGGAGAGCGCGCUGAGUCUUCCGAGAGUCUGCAGCUUCACAUCCAGAGUCACAGAGAAACCAGUCGGAUCUGCGACAUCUGUGGCAUCAGUUUCAGGGACAUGGAGAUCCACAUGAGGACGCACACUGGCCAGAAACCUUUCAGCUGCAAAGACUGCGGAAAGGACUUUCCCAGGAAGGGCUCGCUUGAGAGACACAUGAAGCUGCACGCUGGUGAGCGGCCAUUCAUCUGCGAGUUCUGUGGAAAGACUUUCAUAGAAAACACGGUCCUGAAGAGGCACAUCAAGAGCCACGUUGGAGGGAAACCGCGAAUAUACUCCUGUGAGGUCUGUGGUAAAAAAUUCACCAUGAGCCAACACCUGGAUGUGCACAAGAGGAUCCACACUGGAGAGAAGCCAUACACCUGCAGAGAGUGUGGGAAGAACUUCAGGCAGAUUGGAAACCUGGACUCUCAUAUGAGGAUCCACACAGGCGAGAAGCCAUUCAUCUGCAGCCUUUGUGGGAAGAGGUUUCGCCAGAAAAUCUCACUGGAAACACAUGAGAGGUUCCACAAGAAAGAGAAACUGUACAGCUGCCAGCUUUGCAGCAAAGGCUUUGUGCAGAAGAUUGACCUAAAAAGACACAUGCUGACGCACACUGGGGAGAAACCCUACAGCUGUCAGGUGUGUGGGAAGAGGUACCAGGAGAAACGUUCAGUGGACUCACACAUGAAGGUCCACGGUGAAGAACAACCUGUAAAAGACUCAGCUGUCACCCUCAACUUGAAGAGACAGGAAGGACUUCAACCUGAUUUCAUCCAGCUGUGAGCUGCAGACACAACACCCCCUGCUGGUGUGUCAGGGUUCAUUAAGUACUGUUAAGAUCUCAGUUUGAGAUGCUGCUGCUUCAUGAAGCUGUUAAAGUAUUUUCAUGUUACCAAUUUUUCAGAGAUGUUACAGACAGAGUGGCAGAAUUGGAGUUGCGGUGAAUGUUUGAGGCCUUCAAGGUGAAAUUACUGUAAAGAUGAGUUGCCUGUCGGUCAGGGUGACUGCUCUCAUGCAGACAUGUUCAUUUGACUCUUUUAUAUUUAAACUAGAACAGAGCCUUUAGAUUUCCAUCUAUCACUUUUAAAUCAGCUUAACAAAACAUGUAAAACUCUUCAUACUGACACUUAGAAGCUCCAGCAGAGAAACCAGCACCCUCUCUGGGGACAGGACUUUCUGCUAGUCUAGGAACAGUGUCUCAAAAUCUCAGAGCUGAAAGUUUCUCCUGACAAAGUUUAAGAAAACUCAAUCCAGAAUUCCAUCAUCAGGAAAUUGAUUAAGUUUAUAAUUAGCAAAAUAUUUUUUCAGUACAAAUAAAUUAUUCUGAGAGCUCUACAAGUAAAAAUAGUUUCUGGUUUUCCAUGUUUUUUUUUUUAAUCAAAUUGAGUGUUUUUCUUAUUAUUUCUUGAUUGUUUAUUGAACAACAUAAUAAACAUAUAAAGAUGUUGGUAAAGACUGAUU
Molecule: messenger RNA, 2641 nt
Organism: Archocentrus centrarchus (flier cichlid)
Lineage: Eukaryota; Metazoa; Chordata; Actinopteri; Cichliformes; Cichlidae
Product: gastrula zinc finger protein XlCGF57.1-like
Exons: 2
Coding region: 62-1963 (633 amino acids)
Biological process (GO): regulation of gene expression
Cellular component (GO): nucleus
Source: RefSeq, a predicted model, not a curated record